UUACCUAAGCAUCUCCAGGGACAUAGAUCAAGAUUUCAUGCCUGCUGAUUCCUGACAGUCGAGUUAUCUGAACUACAUUUUUUGAGGGGAAAGGGAAUUUUUAACCUCAAUCUUUCAGCUGUCCAGUUCAGGAUGUAUUCACACAAGCAAUUAUGUAAACAGAGCUGAAGCGAGAACAAACAGCAGGACUAGGCAGAGGCUGCAGACAAGCAAGAGUGGCAGGAAUAUCACAGACUGAUUUUACAGCAAGAGCUGCAUAUCUAUCAGAUAAUCACCACCAAGUGGUGCAUUGCUGAGCUAACUGGCUACCUCCUCCACCAGUGCUGUGCUUCAUCAUGCUCAGGAACGAAGCCUCCCAAAUUCCUCAGAAGCCAAAGCUGGAAUAGCCUUUUUGGCUGGAAAAAAAAAUCACACCCAGGUUUCAGUUGCAGAAAAUAUUCACACAAGCUCAGAUAAAAAAUGAAUCGCUCCUAGCCUGCAGAGUUCUCCUCCUUGCAGCUCCUCAGGAGUGUUUCCUUGCAGGUUGUCACUCUCCCACCCAUCAGCUCUCCAGGGACUUUUCUGACUACAGGUGAAGGGCAGAGGAUCCCUUUGAGCUUCUUUUUCCAUCGAGCUACCUGCAGCUGGCAAUCUACCCAUUUGUAAUGUCAGCUGCUAGGGAGAGGAAUUGGGGAAGCCAAUAACCAGUGAACCCGAAGCAAAUCGACAUUGUUUGGAGCCAUAGCACUGGAUGCGAUCCAUCAUGCCAACCGCACAUAGAGCCUUCUGCAAAAUCUCGUGCUCAGCCCUGCGAUUUUCCAGCAGAACCAGAGCAAUGCGGAUCAUUUGGUUCAUUUUAAUCUUCAUCUCCUUGAGCAGUCACGGAGGAGCUCAUGGGCCAGACAGUUGUAACCACAUAGGAGGCUUGUGCCGAGUUGGAAACUGUGUUUCUGGUGAAUAUCUGGCCAGAUACUGCUUCGAACCCAUUAUUCUCUGUUGCAAACUUCUGUCACCCACUACCACAAAGAGCUGAAGAUUUCCAAAGGUGGAAAAUGCAGCACAUGGAGAGCUGCAUAAAACACUAACAAGAAAUGAGCUGCUGUUGGGAAGGAAAUGUUAUGCCUUUCUGUGACUGUUUCUUCGCUGGGAGAACAUGGCUGUAGAUUCACUCAUGGACUUCAGAUCAAAUUGCUUUUUGCUUUUGCUGUGACUUUCUAGGUAACACUAUGACAAGAAGAAAUUGGGGCCACACAGACUAUAUAUUGCCUCUUUUGGUAUCUGGUUACCUGUCACGCACAGGUGAGAAAUUGCCUUUCUCCUUACCUGAAAGCAAUAAACCUGAAUUUUAACAGAAC
This is a messenger RNA of Cuculus canorus (common cuckoo), 1334 nucleotides long. RefSeq names its product gallinacin-12-like. The record is from RefSeq and is a predicted model, not a curated record. The transcript is spliced from 3 exons. The coding region runs from base 731 to 1012 and encodes 93 amino acids. Lineage: Eukaryota; Metazoa; Chordata; Aves; Cuculiformes; Cuculidae.